UACAGGAGGAUCCGCCUGUGACCGCCCCGUCGCGGCCUUAAACCCUUCCCUUCUCGGAGCCGCCAUCAGACCGCGCUGCGGGCGGCGGGGUGGAGGAGGAGGUGGAGGCGGAGGCGGAGAGCAGUCGGGGAGAGGAUGGUGAUGCUUUGUUUUCUGAGCAGAACACUGCAACUAGCAAGACAUUCAUCACUGUGGAGACAGCUCUGUUCAGCCAGUGCAAAUAAACCAGUGUUGACUUUAUUCACCAAGAAACUAUGCCCACUAUGUGAUGAAGCAAAAGAAGUGCUUGAGCCAUAUAAGAGAAGGUUUAUUUUUCAGGAGGUGGAUAUUACACUUCCAGAGAACGUGUCAUGGUAUGAUAAAUACAAGUAUGACAUACCUGUUUUUCAUUUAAAUGGAAAGUUCCUAAUGAAGCAUCGAGUAGACAUUCAAAAGUUUGAGGACCAGCUUAUGAAGCUGGAGUUGGAAAAUGAUCAAAACCAAUGAAGAAAACGCAGCUACUAUCAUGCAGAUCCAAAAGGACUGUACAAUGUAAACUGUGUGAUAAAGCAGUAUUCACUAUCUGGCCUUCAUUUCUAAGAACAUAUGGUACCAGUGUCCUAAAAAAUUCCAGGAACUUGUAUUACAUAUUGUAUUAAUCAUCCAGCCCAGUUGUGCCAGUAGCUAUCUCCUUUGUAUCUUUCAUUUGCUGCUAUCCUAGGCUGCCUUUUAACACAAUAAAUGAUGUUCUGUAACAGCAGAUAAAGUGAUACGUCUUUGUACUGGGUUUUCAUGGGUUUGUACUACGUUUUGGUAGCAGGAUGCUACAGGGAUGGCUUCUCUGAGAAGUUGCAAGCUUCCCUUGUGCCUGACAGAGCCAACUCCCAAGACAGACCCACUACUGGCCAAGGCAAGCGCAUCAGUGGUGGUGGUAACACCUCUGGGAUAACAUAUUUAAGAGAAAAAACUACUGGGCAGUAGCAGCAGGAGAGAGGAGUAAGAAUAUGUGAGAAUAACAACUCUGCAGACACCAAGGUCAGUGAGAUAGGAUGGUAAAGUGCUCCAGACUCUAGAGCAGAGAUUUCCCUGCUGCCCUUGGUGAAAACCUUGGUGAGGCAGAUUGUCCACCUGCAGCCUGUGGAGGACCCCACGGUGGACCAAGCUGGUGGAUGAGCGAAGAAGGUUUUGACUCCUUGGGAAGCACAUGCUGGAGCAAAUUAUUGGCAGAACCUGUGAGCCCAUGGAGAGAGAGAAGUCCAUGCUGCAGGAGAUUUGCUGGCAGGACUUGUAACUUCCAAUGCUGGAGCAGUCUGUUCCUGAAGAACUGCACACUGUGGAAGGGACGCACACUGGAGCAGGUUGUGAAGAUGUGCAGCUCAUGGGAGGGAUCCUGUUGGAGAAGUUAGUGGAGGACUGUCUUGCAUGAGAGGGACUCCAUGCUGGAGCAGUGCAAGAGUGAGGUGGAAGGAGCAGCAGAGACAAUGUAUGAUGGACUGACCACAUCACCCACUCCCUGUCCCGCUGCACUGUGGGAGAAAAGGUAGAAGAAAAUUGGGAGUAAAGUUAGGCCUGGGAGGAAAGGAGAGAUCGGGGGAGUUUUUUUCAAGAUUUGGUUUUAUUUCAUGUUAUCCUACUCUGAUGUGAUUUGUAAUAAAUUAACCUAAUUUCCCCAA
Molecule: messenger RNA, 1652 nt
Organism: Calypte anna (Anna's hummingbird)
Lineage: Eukaryota; Metazoa; Chordata; Aves; Apodiformes; Trochilidae
Gene: CZH5orf63
Product: chromosome Z C5orf63 homolog
Exons: 4
Coding region: 136-486 (116 amino acids)
Source: RefSeq, a predicted model, not a curated record